AUGUCAAGCGACUACGAGAGUGAGGAAAGCGUGACAAGUGUCGACGGGUUUGAGAUUCUCGAUGGCAUCAUCGAGAAGUUCUGCACCCUCCCAAGGAGCCGCUCAAAUGUCCGUUUUGGUCAUUUGACGGUGCCAGCGUAUUUCACUACGAAACACAACAUCGUGGACCUUCUGAGCUCGUCUAUACACGAAGCAACAGAGUCUACACAGAUCUUUGUUCUGUCGCGCAAGGAGCAUCGACUUUUUUCCUCCUUCCGAUUUGAACAUCUGCCAUUACGAUUACAUGAGCGCGAACAGACACUCGAUCAUGCGGAGCUCUGUACCGUUUUGGAAGAAUGUCGGUAUGAUCCUGACAGUCCCGAAGAAACCGAUAUCUGGUGGGAAGGAAAUGAGGACGACUGGAUUAGGGAGCAAUUCCUGCCCAGAGAAGUAUUCAUUGCCUUUUCACUGGAUCCUUGGAUGUCUGCUGCUUGCGCCCUCGCCCUUACCGGACUUGUUCAGUGGGCUUGCGACGUAGCCAAGAGUGAUGGUGCGAAUAUCCGGGUGUUGACGUUCUCAAACUUCUUUGGGAACAGUUUGCUAUCGGAGCUCGUCAGCCUUCGCUCUCAACAACCUGUUGAGCACUUUGAGUUGCCUAUCCCAACUCGAUUCAACCUCAUUCCCGACGCAGCUAUCGACUUAACACAUGAGGAUCAUGUAUACUCAACCAUUCAAGCCCGAAUGUCACCUCUGAACGCCGAAUCGAAGAAUGCCGUCCUGGUAGUGCCUCCGAUCAACAGAGAAGACUUGUUCCCGGGGUUACGAUUAGCGCACAAUGUGCGUUACCAGUACCUGUUGAUCAAAGACGUCCUUGAUAGUGGUGACUCUAUGUCUUGGAACCUCACCAACCACGCUCCUGGCUUCGGGAGAACGGUCACCGUCAUUCAGGUCGACUUGGAGCACCCAAUCCCUGACGUUCUCACUGGCUUCGAACGUGUCCACGUCGUUCUCGUUAAAAGCUGCAUGAGGACUGUCUUUGACGAGGACACCAAACAAGUCGUCAAGACUGAACUCUCGAUCACUCAGAGUGAGCUUGAUGGGCUACAAUGGUGGUGCUUCCAAUUGAACAAUCGAUUCCCUCAUAUCCGUGUCUACGCCGGAAGUGAGGGUCUCAGAGCAAACGAAGAUGCCGCUAUUUACAGACCUCUUCAUAUCAUGAAUGACCAUGCUGGUGCUUUUAUCAGUGGCGUCUAUGGCAUGUCUAGCUGGGGUAUUGAUGUUGACCGAGUCGUGGGGUGCUUCAUCAAGUCAAAUGCGAUCAUUUCACAGGUGACGAGCCUUUUGCGAAAGGAGGGUCUCAUCCAUGGACAUCUUCCCAGGCUUGCAUUUACGGGCUCUGAGGAGGCUACAUACCGAGUUGUACUACGCGCCACUCGCUACGACCAUCGCAUCGCGCAUUUCUAUGCAUUGCCCUCGUCAGAUGCCAAGGUCCGGUUGCUCAAAGCACAGCUGGCAGUUGUCCUGACCGUGUCCAAGGACUGGACUGUGGAGAUUGAUCCCGAAAACGACUUCGGUGCUGAUGUUCCGGUCUUUGGCUGGGGAUCGAAUCUCUGUAAUCUUGGAGAUCUCUGGCAAGUUCUUGGAAUGUGGAAAGUCAUUGCUGUGAACUGGAAAGACUUUGGAAGCAUUCCCGUUCGUCAGGAAUCGGUGUGGGAUGCGACUGGCUAUCUGACACUACCCAUAGGCGCCGCUCUUCACUUUUACGGCACGAAUCGUGACCUAGAAAAGGCUCUGUAUGAUGCAGAUAUCUGCAUCGGGCUGCCUCACCAUCACAUCAAGGAUGAGACUGAGAGUCUGAACAAUGAUCACAUGCGGGAGGUGUUGCAACAUUUGUUGCGCGCUUUCCAGCAUCAACUCAUUUCCACUCGUCUCGCUGUUGUCGAUGGCGAGGAACAUCUGAAGCACACUGUUGUUUCAAGUGGGAAAAGUGUUGAACUGAGGAGGAAGAGGGCCGUAUCUCCUCUUCCUGACGCAAUCUUCACGGACCUGGAGAGAAACGGUGUUAUUUAUGGCAUAUGCACAGAGUUCAUCAAGGAGGAAGACUCCCUGGUGGCCAUGAACUGGACAUGUAUUCCUCAUGAUCUGGUCGCGGAGUACAUUUGA
Molecule: messenger RNA, 2142 nt
Organism: Fusarium odoratissimum NRRL 54006
Lineage: Eukaryota; Fungi; Ascomycota; Sordariomycetes; Hypocreales; Nectriaceae
Exons: 1
Coding region: 1-2142 (713 amino acids)
Source: RefSeq, a predicted model, not a curated record